AUGCAACCUCCCCGCCCGUCCUCUCCUCUUCUCAUUGCCUUGCCGUCACCCUUCCUGCCCCAAUCCGUCAGCCCUGAUGGCCUCAAGCUCGCGUCAGCCUCAGCCGACAAAACCAUCAAGGUUUGGAACGCUUACGACGGCCAGCUAUUGUCCACGCUCUCGGGCCAUGAGCUUGGCGUCAACGAUGUGGCCUGGUCAAGCGACUCCCGCUUUUUGGCCUCUGCCUCGGACGAUACCACCAUUCGUAUCUGGAAUGCAGCCACGGGUCAAUGCGUUCAAACCUUGAAAGAUCAUAUCAACUACGUGUUUUGUGUCAACUUCAACCCUCAGGGCAACCUGCUUGUCUCAGGAUCGUUUGAUGAGAGCGUUCGUAUCUGGGAUGUCAAAACUGGCGUGUGCCGGAGGCAGCUCUCAGCCCAUUCUGAUCCAAUUUCCGCGGUCUGCUUCUCGCGUGAUGGUUCAUUGAUUGCUUCGGGCAGUUAUGAUGGUCUAUGUCGUUUGUGGGAUACAGCAACGGGGCAAUGCCUCAAAACUCUCGUUGAUAACGACAAUUCACCUGUUUCAGCUGUUUGCUUCUCGCCAAACGGCAAAUUCGUACUUGCCUCUACUUUGGACAGUAAAAUCCGGCUCUGGAAUUGUGCCACAGGGAAGUGUCUCAAGACUUACGAAGGCCAUGUCAAUCGCAAGUUUUGCAUGUUUCUGAGUUUCUCAAUAACCAACGGCCAGUACGUGGUGAGCGGCAGCGAGGAUUGCAAGCUGUACAUUUGGGAUUUACAAAACCGCAACGUGGUUCAAGUUCUGGAGGGACAUCAAGAUGUGAUUUUGGGUGUGAGCUGUCACCCGACAGAGAACAUCAUUGCCACAGGCGGCUUGACAGAAGAUCCCACCGUUCGCCUGUGGUUUGAGGGUGACAUCAAACCACCGCCGGCCGCCAUUGCCGCCUCAAAGACAGCGCGCGCUGCUCAAGAGGCCGCAACAGCAGCUACCACAAGCGCAGGGGUGGAUGACAAGGCAACUGCAACAACAGACUUGGCCGCGGCCCAAGACACCUCAAGUGGCGCGACACAGACUGCAAGUACAGUGACUACACCCGCAUCUACCACAGCCUUGGCUUCUGAUCCCAGCGGAUCGCAAGCCAAUGCUACAAAACAGGCGGGCAACACCGAGGUUGCAAGCUCGGUAUCAGCCCAAACCGCGGCGUCAGCGACGGCCACCGACGCCGGCAGCACACAACAGGCGUGA
Messenger RNA from Monosiga brevicollis MX1, 1242 nucleotides. RefSeq lists its product as uncharacterized. Bases 1 to 1242 code for a protein of 413 amino acids. Gene Ontology annotation, cellular component: Set1C/COMPASS complex. The record is from RefSeq and is a predicted model, not a curated record. Gene Ontology annotation, molecular function: histone binding. The transcript has 9 exons. Lineage: Eukaryota; Choanoflagellata; Craspedida; Salpingoecidae.